This is a messenger RNA of Chrysemys picta bellii (western painted turtle), 6168 nucleotides long. RefSeq names its product solute carrier family 7 member 10 (gene SLC7A10). NCBI's taxonomy places the organism in Eukaryota, Metazoa, Chordata, Testudines, Emydidae. Gene Ontology annotation, biological process: D-alanine transmembrane transport; D-serine transmembrane transport; amino acid transmembrane transport. The record is from RefSeq and is a predicted model, not a curated record. Gene Ontology annotation, cellular component: membrane. Gene Ontology annotation, molecular function: L-amino acid transmembrane transporter activity; neutral L-amino acid transmembrane transporter activity.
UUUUUACAGCCCUGCCAUUGGCUGUCGCACACCUUGCACCCCUGCUCGGCUUCUCAACCUCCCCCACUCCCCUCCUCGUGCGGCUCGCCGACCACUCCGAGGCAGAACUAGACUGACGCUCCGAGCCAAGGGCGGGUAGGGGCAGCAGCGUCGCUCUCCUAAUGGGCAUGUGCACCCCCCUCACACCGUCCCCGCGGGCAGCCCCUGGAGUCCGUGGUUUGCGGAUGGAGCAUGGGCAGAUUCUGCAGCAGGGCGGGUUGUCCCAUCAGGCUCCCCGCACAGCGCCGCGUGGGGGGCCGGGCAGCCCCCCAAUGGCCCCGCGAGCCAGAGCCGCUGCCCAGCGCCUCAUUAGUUCAGCUCGGGCAGCAGGCGGCGGCGCAUGCGCCUGCCAUUGGAGCGCUCUCCAGCGGCUCUCCGGCUGAGCGGGGCAGAGGGGAAGGGAGUCGCCGGGGACUGUUCCAGGAGCGGGGGCGAGAUGGCUGGGGAGAACCAGCACCAGACCCUCAGGAAGAGCAUCGCAGCCCAGCCGCCCGCAGCGCCGCCCCGGCCGCCCAGGAGCAGCAGCUCCGAGCGAGUGACUCUGAAGAAGGAGAUCGGGCUCGUCAGCGCCUGUGCCAUCAUUAUAGGUAACAUUAUUGGUUCUGGAAUCUUUAUUUCACCAAAAGGAGUUCUGGAACACUCUGGGUCAGUGGGACUAGCUCUUGUUGUUUGGGUGCUUGGAGGAGGAAUUGCUGUCCUUGGAUCUUUAUGUUAUGCUGAGCUAGGAGUUGCUAUCCCAAAAUCAGGAGGGGAUUAUUCCUAUGUCACGGAGAUUUUUGGUGGGUUAGCUGGUUUUUUGCUGCUAUGGAGUGCAGUGCUUAUCAUGUACCCUACCAGCCUGGCUGUUAUCGCACUGACAUUUUCAAACUAUGUUCUACAACCGGUGUUCCCUAAUUGCAUCCCACCUUAUAAUGCCUCCAGGGUCCUCUCCACGGUGUGUUUAUUACUCCUGACUUGGGUGAACAGCUCCAGCGUUCGAUGGGCAACUCGCAUCCAGGAUAUAUUUACAGCAGGAAAACUGUUAGCCUUGGCCCUUAUCAUUACUAUGGGCUUCAUACAGAUCUUUAAAGGAAACUAUGAAGAACUGACACCAAGCAAUGCAUUCAAUUUUUGGAUGUCUCCAUCUGUGGGACAGUUAGCAUUAGCUUUUCUUCAGGGGUCAUUUGCAUUCAGUGGGUGGAACUUCUUGAAUUAUGUAACAGAAGAAUUAGUUGAUCCCCGCAGGAACCUACCUCGUGCCAUAUUCAUAUCCAUCCCAUUGGUGACAUUUGUGUAUACAUUCACCAAUAUUGCAUAUUUCACUGCCAUGUCACCUCAAGAGCUCUUGUCCUCCAAUGCUGUGGCAGUAACAUUUGGUGAAAAGUUACUGGGCUAUUUUUCCUGGGUUAUGCCAGUCUCAGUGGCCUUAUCUACAUUUGGAGGAAUAAAUGGAUACCUUUUUACCUCAUCAAGGUUAUGUUUUUCUGGAGCUCGUGAAGGUCACUUGCCCAGCUUGCUUGCUAUGAUUCACGUUAAACACUGCACCCCAAUCCCUGCCCUUCUAGUGUGUUGUUUGACCACUAUUAUCAUCAUGCUUGUUGGAGACACGUACACAUUAAUUAAUUACGUAUCGUUUAUUAACUACCUCUGCUAUGGAGUGACAAUCAUAGGCCUGAUUGUGUUGCGCUGGAAGAAACCCAAAAUCUUCAGACCUAUCAAGGUGAAUCUCCUUGUUCCAGUCACUUACCUGCUAUUUUGGGCAUUUCUACUGAUCUUCAGUUUCUAUUCUGAGCCAGUUGUCUGUGGAAUUGGACUAAUUAUCAUAUUAACUGGAGUGCCCGUGUUUUUUCUCGGAGUGUACUGGAGAAAUAAACCAAAGUGUGUAAAUAGGCUAGCUGAAUCCAUGACAUACUGGGGACAGAAGUUGUGUUUCGUCGUCCACCCUCAGGAGGGAGCUCCAGAAGAGGAUGAUCUGUCUUUCACUCAGUCUCAGCUACCAGGAAGUGAAAAGUCCUUGAAGAAACAGUGAAAAGUCCUUGAAGAAAUAAUGAAGCAAUAAUGAGACAGAAGUAGUUUUUUGUUUACAUGUUGAUUUUUGCAAAAAGUUUUUCUUGAAAAAAAAAUGUUUUUAGAAAUUGGAUACAGAAGCCCAUGAAAUGAGCUACACUUUUACAAGAGUCCUUAGUGCUUAGCUUUUCCUAAAAAAAAUAAAAUAAGGAGCUGGUUAUUUAUUUCUGACAGUGUAUUUCAGUCAGCAAGGAAGUUUAGUGCAGAUACAGUAAGCUAAGUUCUUCAUCACCAAUUCCAGCAGCCUUCGGGAUUAAUCUGGAAAUUUCAAGAUUGGGGCCUCCUCCAAUAGUGAAAAUAAAAUGGGGAAAGUCAAUGGAAUAGGGGAAGCCUAUGGUCCUACUCAUGCUCCCACUGGAGUCAGUGACAAAACUCUAAUUGAUUUCACUGGCACAGGAUCAGACCCCACAUGACCCAUGUAGUUUUCAAAUUAAAAUCUAAAAAACUCAAUUGUGCGAACACUUCUGCCCGUGAAUAACUUUACCCCUGAGAGCAAAGUUACACGCAAGCCUAUGUAUUCGCAAGUUUGGGUAUUAAAAUUGUGACCGUUGUUAGCGUGAACAGUAAGGGUAUGUCUACACAUCAAAGAAAAACCCACUGCUGCGGUUCGUGGGGCUCAGCUCGGGGGGCUGUUUCAUUGCUGUGUAGACCAGGCUCAGGCUGGAGCCUGGUCUCUGACACCAUACAUGUGGGAAGGUCCCAAAGCUCAGACUCCAGCCCAAGCCCAGAAGUCUACACAACAAUGAAACAGCACCGCAGCCUGAGCCCUGCGGGACUGAGUCAGCUGGCAUGGGCCAGCCGCGGGUUUUUCUUUGCUGUGUAGACGUACCCUAAGAGCUUAUCCAGGGUAUUUAUAUACAAUACAUUAGAGCUGAAUGUAUAACUUCUACACUGUAUUUGAUCAUUUUUAUCAUCGUUCAAUUAUGUAAAGAAACCAUGGAAAUUGUGAUAUGAUCUAAAGUAACUUCAGUCUUCAAGCAGUUUUGCAAACAAGGAGUUGGGGUUUGUAGUAUGAAAUCUGAACAGCUCUGUUAUUACAAUAACCAGAAAAAAAGGUGGGUGAGGUAAUAUCUUUUAUCUGACCAACUUCUUUUGGUGAAAGAGACAAGCUUUCAAAUUUUAAAAAAUGUAUUUAAACUGAUUUUAAACUUGGUUAGUCACUUCUUAUAGCAUAUACUUUUUCUUCAAACAGGAAUUGCAAGCAAUAUUUGUGUAAAACAAAAACACCAGCCUCAAGUACCACAAUCUUUACGUCUAUACAUUUGAUGUGCUACUUUAACAAACAAAUGCCAAUAGAGCAAGUAUUGGCUAAUCAUUGGUGCUUCUAGGACAGGCUAUCUAUCUAAGGACUCCUCUACAUGGGAAAGUUUCAGUAUAACCUAAGGUGUGAAUUUAAAAGUGAUGGUUAUACAAGGACCUCCUCCCACCCUAUGGACACUUAUAGUUAGGGCCCUACCAAAUUCAUGGUCCAUUUUGGUUAAUUUCAUAGUCAUAUGAUUUCAAAAACCUUAAAUUCAUGAUUUCAGCUAUUUAGAUCUGAAAUGUCAUGGUGUUGUAAUUGUAAGGGUCCUGACCCAAAAAGGAGUUGUGGGGGGUUCGCAAGGUUAUUGGAGGGGGCAUUGUGGUACUGCUAUGGGUACUUCUGCACUGCUGCUGGUGGUGGUACUGCCUGCAGAGCUGGGCAGCUGGAGAGCGGCGGCUGCUGGCCGGGAGCCCAGCUCUGAAGGCAGAGCCGCAGCCAGCAGCAGCACGGAAGUAAGGAUGGCAUGGGAUGGUAUUGCCACCCUUACUUCUGCACCGCUGCCUGCAAAGCUGAGCCCUUGGUCAGCAGCCACCACUCUCUGGCCACCCAGCUCUGAAGGCAGCGCAGAAGUAGGGCUGGCAAUACCGUGACUCCCCUAAAAUAACCUUGUGACCCCCCCUGCAACUCCCUUUUGGAUCAGGACCCUCAAUUUGAGAAACGCUGGCCUCCCCCAUGAAAUCUAUAUAGGGUAAAAGUACACAAAAGACCAGAUUUCACAGUCCAUGAUGUGUUUUCAUGGCCAGUGAAAUUGAUAGGUCCCCACUUCUAGUAUUAAAAGCUGGGGGCGGGGGUUUAGUUUGUUUCUUGGGAAAGGAUUUAAGCUAAACCAAAGUCACUCAUAUAGUAGCCACACAGGGAAGUUCAGAGUGAUAUAACUGGUAAAAAACUCUCAUGUAAGCAAGCAUAGACAGCACAGAAAGGCAUUGGAAAAGGUACUCGGACCUUACAAUGAUGCGCAUGUGCCACCUCAGCUGCACUGUUGUAGGAUAAGCAGCGUAGUGCCUCUUUGUCGCCAGGAGAUAGUUCUCCCGACAAAAAAAUAAAACCACUCCCAAUGAGGGACGGUAGCUUCGUCGCUGGGAAAGCAUCUCCUGCCAACGAAGCCUUGUCCACGCUAGCGCUUUUCAUCAUUAAAAGUUGUGUUGUUCUGGGGGGGUUUUUUUCACCCCCCUGACCAAAGAAAUUUGAACGACUUAAGUGCAGUGUAGACAUAGCUUGAAUAUCACAACUAAAUACAAGGUGGAACAGAGUGUUUAGCAUAAGUAGUUCACGCAUAUCUAAGAGACUAUUCAAGGUGUUAAGAGUUCAGUGUAGUUCAAAAGCUUCUCUCUUUCACCAACAGAAGUUGGUCCAAUAAAAGAUAUUACCUCACCCACCUUGUCUCUCUAAUAUCCUGGGACCAACAUGGCAAACAACAUUACAAUAACCAUAUAUUUAUGCUAAACUUAGUAAAGUUCUACUGUCAAAUGGGAAGAAAAAGAACUCUACUGUGUUUCUAGUAUAAAUGCAAUGGGAAAAAAAGGAACAAAUUCUGGUAUAUUUCUAUUUUUUCUAAUGUGCUCACACAAAAAUUCACCUCGCCUUUGAAGACAAACUCCACAUUUCACCCAUGUUCAAUGAAGAAACUGUCCUUAAUUUUUUUACCACCAGAUGCUCAUUAGAAGGUGCCUUGGUAUGUUUGUAGUUGUAACAAAUUGAUAUGUUUAGAGUUCUAGUAGUGGCUUAUUUGCUAAAUUUAUGGUGGUUGCAAAUGUAAAAAUGUAACCAUUUUCAUACCAAAGAAUCUUUUGAAAAACGCAAAAUCACAGAAUAGCUCUAAGCAAUAUUCCAAUAGCUACUACUUUGUUGUAACUUUUAGAAAUAUAGAUGAUCAUAUUUACUACUUUUAAAAUAGCCAUAUCAAUUUUAAUUUGCAAGUAUCAUGAUUUACUGUAUUUUAAAGGCCUUGGUACAACAAUUAAGGAUUCAAUUGGUCUCUUAGUUUGUCAAGUACCAUAGGACUACUCUCUACAAAUACACUGAACCUGAGACUCAGACUAUGAGGCAAGUUCAAGGAAAGCAUCUUCCAACUGAAUUUAGAAUUUAGAAUGUGUUUUUAUUUUAAAUAUAUACAUUCAGAUGGUAUAUAUCCAGAUCUUUCAGACAGUAGAUAUUUUAAAAGGAAGCACAAUAUACCCUCCUCUCUUUGUAUGAAGCGGUUAAUCAAGAGAUUAUUAAACUAUAUAUGUAGUUAGAGAGAAAGUGUGUGUUGUGUAUAUACAUAUAUAAAUGCUAGAGAGACUCCACAUUUAAAUAAUCUUUUGAAUAUGUAGCUUUGCAAAUGAAAGUUACAAACAUGAAGCCACAUUUUUGACAGAGGAUGGACGCCCAUCACUGUGCUGAAGACAACAAAUUUAUAUUGAUUUAGCAUGAUUUACCUUUAUACAUGAUUUACCUUUGCCUGUCAAGGCUUUCAUGACCAAGAUUCUGAUGUUCUUUAGAUUAAAAUUCAUGCUCAGUGACAGUUUCAGAAAAGAUUCCUUCCCCUUCCAAUAUCACAAGAUAGCAAAUUAUAUAGAAUUUAGCAUCAACAAUAGUUUAUUUCCCCCAACAAUGAAGAUAUGAAAGUUGACUGGAGUUUAGGCUUUGCAGAACUCUUCAGCAACAAGCCUGUGCUGUUAUGAGAAAGGCACAAAUAAUAAUAAUAUACUGCAACUGCUGUCAUGGUUUCACUUAGAUUGUUUGUUUGUUUGUUUGUUUAAGGAAAUGAAAAUCAGAAUUAAAGGACCAAUUGCCUCGCA